AACUUAACCUCUUCGUCGUGGCACGCCGACGAUUCAGUCGCGUACGAAAUGUUAUGGAAAUGUUGUUCCCAGACUAAAUAACGCUAACUCGAGUAAACUUUCGUCGAGUAUUAAUCUGCCUUACGUAAUGAACAGCAUUAUAAUAUUAAUAAUAACGAUAAGAUUACUCCCAUUUAGUCACUUUGCGACGCGAAACAGCGCGUAACGAUGCCUUGUGCUGGGAACGAGUGUAGACCACAAACAGACUAGACCGCUCGAACAUUAGUGCCCUGAGCUUGAAACAGGCGCACGGACGUACAGUGAAGUGUAUCUGUUUUUCAAACCUAUCGGUUCCGCUGUAUCUUUGCUACGCCAUAUCUGUUCCACGAUUUCGUCGCAUUGCGUGUCAGUCUACGAUUGAAAUAUGGGCGCUGCUUCAAACGCGACAUACUUAGGGCUUGAUCUCAGCACGCAGCAGUUGAAAGCAGUUGUCGUCGAUAACAAUCUCGCUGUUCUCCAUGAAACCAGUGUACAGUUUGACAAUGAUCUACCAGAAUUUAGAACGCACGGGGGCGUCAUUCAGAAAAAAGCUGAGCCACACGUAGUGGUGGUUCCCACUUUGAUGUGGGUUAAGGCUCUGGACAUGAUUCUCGAUAAGUUGCGCGUGUGUGGCGUCGAUUUUAGCAAGGUGGCCGCUAUUUCCGGAUGCGCACAGCAACAUGGCACAGUUUACUGGGGCAAGGGCAGUCGAAAUCAAUUGCAACAAUUGGAUCCUGCGAAAUUCUUGCACGAACAGCUGGCCACCUCUUUCUCGGUGACAACAUCACCUGUGUGGAUGGAUUCCAGCACCACCAAAGAGUGUAACAUGUUAGACGAGAUCGUCGGUGGCCCAGAAAAAUUGGCGGAGAUAACGGGAUCACGGGCUUACGAAAGGUUCUCAGGGCCUCAAAUAGCAAAAAUAGCACGCACCAGACCGGAAGCCUACAGCAACACUGAGAGAAUCUCUCUGAUUAGCAGUUUCCUCGCUUCCUUGUUUUUCGGCGAUUUUGCGCCGAUCGAUUGGUCCGAUGGCUCUGGAAUGAACUUGUUAAAUAUUCAUACGAAAGAUUGGGAUGACGUCCUAUUAGAGGCUUGCGGUCUUGGUCUACGAGAAAAACUCGGGAAACCAGUUUCCUCAUGCAGCAAUAUCGGUCCAAUUUCAUCCUAUUUCGUCGAAAGAUUCGGCUUCGACGAGGCAUGCCGUGUAAUUGCGUUCACGGGCGACAACUCAGGUUCUCUAAUAGGAAUGAGACUGAAAGAAGGAGAUAUCGCUUGCAGCUUGGGGACAAGUGAUACUCUGUUCUUAUGGUUGAACAAACCGAAAACUGCUUUCGAAGGACACAUAUUUUGCAAUCCUCUUGAUGAUAACGCUUACAUGGCUUUACUUUGCUUCAAAAAUGGAUCUUUGACUCGCGAAAGAAUACGCGACAGUGCGGCGCAGGGCUCUUGGCAGAUCUUCAACGAGCUACUGGAAAGUACGCCGCGGGGAAAUUUUGGGAAUUUAGGUUUAUACUUCGAUGCACAAGAAAUUUUGCCAUUUGUCAUUGGUGAUCAUCGAUUCAAUAAAGCGAACGAAGAGAUAUCGCGUUACAGUUCGAAGGAGGUGGAAGUGAGAGCCUUGAUCGAAGGGCAAUUCGUUGCAAAAAGAGCUCACGCUGAAGAUUUUGGUUUCGUCAUAGGGCCAAAUACACGUAUUAUUGCGACAGGAGGUGCAUCCACAAAUAAAUCUAUACUUCAAGUUCUUUCCGAUGUUUUUAAUUCACCAGUAUACAUAUCGGAAGUAGCUAAUUCGGCUAUGAUGGGCGCUGCCUAUCAAGCAAAACAUGGUUUAUUGCGAAAUGAAUUCAACUUUGAUGAGAUAACACGCUGCUUACCAGAACCGACACUUGUAUGCCGUCCUUAUAAUGAUGCAGAAACAAUAUACAAAUCAAUGGUUGUACGUUACCGAAAGAUCGUAGAGAAAAUUAAAAAUAAGACAAGUACGAAACAAACUGUAUAAAUGUUAUACAUGGAUAACACAAGAGCAUUUAAAAAAAGAGGCCUUCAUUGCUGCAUUUAGAGCAGUUUAAUAUUGAUGAUAUUUAUAGAGUUUUAUUUUGAAAAAUUUUUAUAUGAUGCUUUUUAUGCAAUUUUUAGAGGUUUACUCAUAAAAUUCGAAUACUGAAAUUACUUCGAUUUUAAUAAAUGAAUCAAAGGUACUAGAAA
This is a messenger RNA of Bombus terrestris (buff-tailed bumblebee), 2223 nucleotides long. RefSeq names its product xylulose kinase. Gene Ontology annotation, molecular function: D-xylulokinase activity. The record is from RefSeq and is a predicted model, not a curated record. Gene Ontology annotation, biological process: D-xylose metabolic process; xylulose metabolic process. The transcript is spliced from 12 exons. Bases 404 to 2017 code for a protein of 537 amino acids. Gene Ontology annotation, cellular component: cytosol. Lineage: Eukaryota; Metazoa; Arthropoda; Insecta; Hymenoptera; Apidae.